UAUAAGGUGCGUUUCCCUUUGUGCGGCGCACUCAUUUAUGAUUCACUUUAACGUGUGAAGAAACAUCUUAUAGAUUUUGUAAUAUGCCUAAUGAUUCCAACCAAAAUGGCCAGGGUCUAGAGCAGCAGUUCGCUGGUCUAGAUUUGAACUCCGCAAACCGCGGACGCGGAGGUGGACAAUACUACAGAGGUGGACCACCUCAGCAGAAUGGAUAUGGAGGAUUUGGUAGAGGCGGCUCUAAGUAUGUGCCUCCUCACCUGAGGAGUGGCGGAGGUCCAGCCCCACCACAUGUCCCUCCGCAAGGAUAUGGACAGCCCAAUUUUCCUCCACAAGGCAACUUUAACCAAGGUGGUUACGGCCAGUUUGGAAACCGCGGCGGGUUUAAUAACUUUGGCGGACCGCCUGUCGUCCAGUAUCCGGCCACAUUUGGGGUGCCACAAGGAAUGGAUGGAGGUUUCCGUGGAGGUCCACAAGGCGGAGACUUCAGCAGCUUUAACAGAAGAGGCGGAAUGGGAGAUCGCGGUGGAAGAGGUGGCAGAGGAGGCUAUAAUAACAGGGGAGGAUACAAUGAUGGCGGCCAACGCUGGAACCGUGGACCGUCGGAGGAUCGUGACGGCUGGGGUGGUGGCGGCGGCAGUGGACGCUGGCAAUCAGGUGACAACCAACGCGGCGGUGGUGGUGGUGGCUGGGGCGGUAACGACCGUGGACGUAAUGACGGCUGGCCCACCAACAACCGCUGGCUGGCCGGGAACGAAGACUUCCAGCCGCGCGAUGGACGUCGCUGGAAUGACGAGGUGGACACCAGCACAGACUGGAGUAAACCACUGCCCAGGAAUGAGAGGAUGGAGACCGAGCUGUUUGAGCAGGCUCAUCGUGGCAUCAACUUUGACAAGUAUGAAGACAUCCCUGUGGAGGCCACUGGAGAGAGUGCUCCAGAAAACAUAGAGGAUUUCUCUGAUGCCCAUCUUGGUGAAAUCAUCUCCAACAACAUCAAGCUGUGUAACUACACCAAGCCCACGCCCGUACAGAAGUACGCCAUCCCCAUUAUCCUGGCCAAGCGUGAUCUCAUGGCGUGUGCACAGACAGGUUCUGGCAAGACUGCAGCCUUCCUGGUGCCCAUCUUGAACCAGAUCUAUGAGAAAGGACCAGGAAACAUGCCCAUGCCCAAGGGUGGUGGCCGUAGCCGCAAGCAGUACCCACUGUCCCUGGUGUUGGCACCUACACGUGAGCUGGCUUCUCAAAUCUACGACGAGGCCCGCAAGUUUUCCUACCGCUCUCAUGUACGCCCAUGUGUAGUGUAUGGAGGCGCUGAUGUUGGUGGACAGAUGAGAGACUUAGACAAGGGCUGUCAUUUGCUGGUGGCGACACCUGGUAGACUGGUGGACAUGAUGGAGAGAGGAAAAGUUGGCCUGGACUACUGCAAGUUUUUGGUCCUUGAUGAGGCAGACCGUAUGCUGGACAUGGGUUUCGAGCCCCAGAUUCGCCGCAUUGUGGAGCAGGACACUAUGCCACCGCGCGGAGAGCGCCAAACCAUGAUGUUCAGCGCCACCUUCCCCAAGGAAAUCCAGAUGUUGGCUCGUGACUUCUUGGAGAACUACAUCUUCUUGGCUGUGGGGCGUGUUGGCAGCACCAGCGAGAACAUCACCCAGAAGGUUGUCUGGGUGGAAGAGAAUGACAAACGGUCCUUCUUGCUGGACUUGCUGAAUGCUGCAGAUGUCAACACCCUCGGCCCAGAAUCUCUGACCUUGGUCUUUGUGGAAACCAAGAAGGGAGCCGAUGCCCUGGAGGACUUCCUGUACAGGGAGGGUUACCCAGCAACCAGUAUCCAUGGCGAUCGUAACCAGAGGGACCGCGAGCUUGCUCUUCAUACAUUCCGCUCUGGCAAGUGUCCUAUCCUAGUGGCAACUGCUGUUGCUGCCCGUGGACUGGACAUCCCCAAUGUGAAACACGUCAUCAACUUUGAUCUGCCCAGUGACAUCGAAGAGUACGUCCACCGCAUUGGGCGUACUGGGAGAGUGGGAAACCUGG
Lingula anatina is the source of this 2028-nucleotide messenger RNA. RefSeq names its product putative ATP-dependent RNA helicase Pl10. Lineage: Eukaryota; Metazoa; Brachiopoda; Lingulata; Lingulida; Lingulidae. The record is from RefSeq and is a predicted model, not a curated record. Gene Ontology annotation, molecular function: RNA helicase activity; nucleic acid binding; ATP binding.